Lichtheimia ornata is the source of this 741-nucleotide messenger RNA. RefSeq lists its product as uncharacterized. NCBI's taxonomy places the organism in Eukaryota, Fungi, Mucoromycota, Mucoromycetes, Mucorales, Lichtheimiaceae. Bases 1 to 741 code for a protein of 246 amino acids. The record is from RefSeq and is a predicted model, not a curated record. Gene Ontology annotation, molecular function: FMN binding. The transcript has 3 exons.
AUGACUACACCUUGGAAAGCAUUAAUCGAAUCUCGUCUACGAACUAACAUUGAGCAGAUUGGGGCGUCAGCAACGUACAUGUCUCUUGCUACUGUGAAAUCAGACAAUACACCUGCCAAUCGUACAGUUGUUUUUAGAGGCUUCAGUGGGCAAGAUCAUCGUGAAGAUACUGGGUGGCAAAGUGAUUUGCUCGUUAUCACCACUGACUUGCGUUCCCAAAAAAUGAAGGACAUUGCCCAUAACCCGAUGGCUGAAGUCAACUGGUAUAUGCACUCUACUCAGGAACAAUUCAGACUAUAUGGCAAGAUACGUGUUGUGGGACAUCACAAUUCACCAACAGAGGAUUUGAGCAAGCGUGUAAUGCCGACAAAAAGAGUGGAUCCCCUGGCAGUCAAGGAAUUGGCGACCAAGGCUUUUUUGAUCAAUUCCAAAAACGACACAGUUUCCUUUAAUUGGCAAGCGGAGAGACUUCGACAAUGGUAUCGAAUGAGUGAUACUUUACGUCCGACCUUUGCUUCAGAUUGCCCAUUCGAUGCGCUACAAAUCAAAGAUGUUGACAUGAGUAGCGGAUGGUUUAUCGCAUACGACAAUGUCCAGCAGCGAUUUUUGGAAGCAGGCUACGAAAAUUUCGCGGUUUUACUCUUGGAUGUGGAUAAAGUUGAUCAUUUGGUUCUACCUACCGGGAAGCACAGCUUAUAUUAUAAGGUUGAUAAUCAAUGGUUUAGCAAGGGAUUAAAUUAA